AAUUGUUUCAUAAAACAGAUGCAGUUGAAUCUCCACUUUGCAGUGCUCCAUAUUAUUCUAAUCAAAUGAUUAUUGGGCUUGAAGAGUGGUAUGCAAAUGAUGAUGAUGAAGAAAUACAAUCAAGUCUAAAUAAUGAUGUGGAUUACAGUACUGGUGCUGUUAAUGAUGAAGGAGAAGACAGUGAUGUAAUAUUGGAAGUCCAGGAAAUUCCGGAUGAACCCUUUGAGAUUGACCAAACAUCUAAAGCCGUGGAUGUACCUAUGCCGGAUACACCAUCUACCAAUGUUCUACCUAAAGGACGAAAAAGACGACUGCCAUCAUCCACUCAGGGAUCUAAAAGGGAUAGGACCGUUAAUGCCUUGGCAAAAAAAAUAAAAGAAACUAGUGAUGCCAACUGGAGGAGAAUGUCAUCAAUGUUGGAAAGAAUGCGAAAGGAAGACCAAAAAGAAAGAGAAGAAAUGACAACUCUGAUGAAUACACUAACAUCAGUACUGGAAAAGGGGAAUAAAGACCGUCAGGAGGAAAG
Anneissia japonica is the source of this 526-nucleotide messenger RNA. RefSeq lists its product as uncharacterized. The record is from RefSeq and is a predicted model, not a curated record. The annotation marks the transcript as partial. NCBI's taxonomy places the organism in Eukaryota, Metazoa, Echinodermata, Crinoidea, Comatulida, Comatulidae. The transcript is spliced from 4 exons.